Dracunculus medinensis (Guinea worm) is the source of this 1206-nucleotide messenger RNA. The record is from the annotation of a GenBank genome assembly. Lineage: Eukaryota; Metazoa; Nematoda; Chromadorea; Rhabditida; Dracunculidae.
AUGAUAAGAUUUUUUUUAGUUGAUGAAUGGGUCCAUUAUAUUCGUGGCCUACUAAGUUUGGUAAUAUAUGGUGGACGUAUCGAUAAUAUUUAUGAUAGCAAUGUUCUUAAUGCUUAUUUAAAUAGUUUCUUCAAUGAAUCAGUGAUCCAAUCAUCCAAUUUUGAAUUAUGCAAUAUUUUAUCGUUUAAGAAAUCUUCACUUAAUCACUUAAAGGAUUAUAUAUCAAUGAUUGAAAAAAAUAUUCCGCAAGAAGAUAACCCAGUUCUGUUUGGAUUGCCAGCCAACAUAGUUUCUUCAUGGCAAAUGAUCCAAAGCGGAACGAUGAUAAGCCAAUUAAAGCAAAUGCAACUUGGAAGUGAUAGGCAACCUAAAUUUGAUAGAUUAGUAUUAUGUACUACUUUGUCGCCAAUAUUAUCCAUUUGGAAACGACUUAAUUCUCAAACGACAUUUCAUUCUAUGCAGAUCCCUGAAGUUAAGGAUUCUGAUGAUCCAAUUUUAGAAAUUCUUUCUGUUGAAUAUAUCUUUGCAAUUAACUUAGUGCAAAUUAUCCACAGUUCAUUAUCCAAUUUGAAUAAAUGUAUCAAAGGUACCCAACUUCCGACUAAAUCUGCUAUCGAAAUGUCGCAUUCAUUGCUAAUGCACCAGACCCCCGAGCAUUGGCAAAAUCAUUGGGAUGGACCUAAUGAUCCAGUACAAUAUUUAUCAACUGUGAUGAGUAAGGUAAAAGCAACCAAAGAAUUAGUUUCUACUGCAGCAAAUGGUCAUAUUUUUUCAAAUCCUAUUAAGUUAACAAAACUUUUUCGACCAGAAAAACUUAUCAAUGCCCUUCGGCAAUACAUAGCAAGAAAGAUGAAGGUAGGUAUGGAUUUCUUAAAAUUGGCAGCAGUUUGGAAAACAAUGAAGAAAGAAAAUAUGAACAGUGUCUUUCUUGAAAUAACUGGUAUUUAUAUACAAGGAGCACAUUUCGACAAUCGUUUAUGCGAAGUCUCAUCGUCAUCUCCACCAUUUUCAAUUAUUCCAAAUCUUCUUAUCACAUGGAUCCCCAGUGAAACAUCAAGUUACUACGAGAACUCUAAUUCAGUGUUCAUACCAAUGUAUACGACAUCAAAUCGAGAUGAUCUCAUAGCGGAAAUCCAGAUUCCUUGUGAAGGAGAUCCAAAAAAAUGGCAAAUCGCAUCAGUGGCCCUAUUUCUUGCCGUUUGUUAA